Molecule: messenger RNA, 2947 nt
Organism: Kickxella alabastrina
Lineage: Eukaryota; Fungi; Kickxellomycota; Kickxellomycetes; Kickxellales; Kickxellaceae
Product: Chs5p-Arf1p-binding proteins-domain-containing protein
Exons: 4
Coding region: 101-2875 (924 amino acids)
Biological process (GO): Golgi to plasma membrane transport
Cellular component (GO): exomer complex
Molecular function (GO): protein binding
Source: RefSeq, a predicted model, not a curated record
UUUUUAUUCUUCAAUUUUUACAUUCAACGUAAAGCCACUUUGCGAAUUCACUCUUCUUUGUUCAUCUUAGUUUUAACUUUUUUUUACUUUUAUUAUUGAAAUGGUGGUUCACAACGAUUGCUUGCAAGAUGUUCCGGAUAUUUUCGAAACGGAGAUUGGCGAAUCUCUGGCCACGCGCACAGAUGGACUGGGCAUGAUACGAGAGCUUGGGCCGCCGGAUCUCUGCCACAUCGUUAAGACGCACAGCUCCAACAAGAACGAACCCGAGAUCGGGUCCUACCACCACGUGCUCGGGGCCGACACAUCAUCCUCGGCGUCGCUCGCAGCGUACAUCAACUCCCUGCAGUACUCGCUCAGCGACACGCCCGGGUGGUUCGGCACGUCCAACAGCUGGAAGAUCAGCUCCGGCACCUACUGCUCGUACAACGCCUUCUCGAACGUCGACCUGCGCGUGCAGAUAAAGAUCCCCGGCGGCGUCGACGCCUACAUUGUAACCGUCCAAGGCGAGCGCAAGGAAGUAAGCGAGGACUUUUGGCGCGAAUGCCACAUCAGCUCUUUCCUCCGCGCCAUCCUCCACUCCGACCCACAAGCGUACAGCGCCACGGGACUGCGGCGCGUCACGCCGGUGCGCAGCCCAGACGAGGAGGCGCGGCUGGCAGACACGCUGCUGCGCCAGUUCUCGGCUGGCUGGGCGCUGGGGUCGAACGCCGAAACCCAGGCCAUCUCCACCGCCUGCAACCAUCUGACCGACGGGCUGCGCCGGUACUUUGGCGGCGCAGGCCGCUUUGCCGACUACGCCGCCGACCUUUUGGCGCCGCUGACAUAUGCCAGCCACAAGGGCGUGGACCCGGAGAUCGCCGCGCUGCUUGCGGACGCAUACAUCCACUGCGACGAGGAGGUCCAGGCGGUGCGCGUCAUGCACCAGGCACUCAAGGCCAAGCCGUCCUGCGCCCCGCUGCUGCUCGUCCAGGCCGAGUUCCUGCGCCGCAAGCACCAGCCCGUUCAGGCGCUGGCGCUCGCCCGCAUGGCCGUCAAGUACGCGCCGUCGGAGUUCCACGCUUGGGCGAAGCUUGCCCACAUCUACACCGACUCUGGCGACUUCCACCGCGCCCUACUGACGCUCAACGCCUGCCCCAUGUACACCUACGUCGGCCGCGACCUCCCUCGUGUGCCAGCGCCGCGCCGCAUCAACUACCCGUUGAAAUCCGACAUUCUCGCCGACUACAACCUGGGCGAGCCCUACGGCGCCGCUGGCGGGAACAAUGCCAUACGCGCAAGCGUUGAUUCCGAUGCUCCGGGGCGAGUCGAGGAGAUGGCGCAGAACGAAACCAGCGAUAUCUUGAGGCUCUCCGCGCCCACGCUUAAUGGCACGUUUGCCGCUGCGUAUCGCCUUUUGGCCGAUAUCUUUGGGGAAGUUGGCUGGGAUGAACUGCUGAUGCUGAGAAGCCAGGUGUUUGUCAUGGAGGAGGAGUAUAGGAACUCGGCCGUGCCUGGCGCCGCUGUGGACGAUGAGGAGGAUGGCGAGGGCGAGGGCGAGGGCGGGGGUGUGGACGAGGGCCAGGACCGGGACGAGGACGAGGUGCCGCUGGCUACCCUGCAUCAGCGCGCUGAGAUUGAGGGCAGGACGGAGACCAGUGCCAAGGUCAGCGCUGAGAAAACACCUGCCACUGCUCCUGAUGCCGGGCCUGAGCCCGAGGCACCGGCUGCCGCUGAGCAUGAAGUUCCCGCUGCUGCUGCUGCUGAUGCCGCUGCUGCUACUGCUACUGAGCCUGAGGCACCGGCUGCCGCUGGGCAUGGAAUCCCCGCUGUCGCUGAGCCAGAGACUGCCGCUGCCUCCGCCGAGCAGACGCAGCAGGCUGCGCAGCCAAAGGGCAAGAAGAAGAACAAGAAGAACAAGGGCAAAAAGGCCCAGAGCCCCGUCGAGGGAGAAAAGAGCCAGCAGCAGCAGCAGCCGGAGGACGAGACCAAGCAGCCGGAAGAGCCUGCCGCUCGCGCCGCCGACUCGGCCAUUGCCACUCUAGGAGACAAGAUGGACGACGUGUCACUCUCUGAUAACGAAGCCCCUACUGAUUCCAAGGCCACUGCCUCCACUGAGCCCGAAGCCGAGGCCCAGCCUGAGGCCCAGCCUGCUGUUGCCGCGGCACCAGAGCCCGAUACCACCGCGCAGGUCGCCGCUCCGCGCAUCGCCGUUCUCGAGCCCACCGAUGCUCCGGCAGCAGCCUCCAGCAGCACAUCCAACGCACAAUCGCUCACCGCUGAUGCCCCCCGCCCGGGCAUCCCACAGGUGCGCAAGCGGCUGUGCGAGCGGUGGCUGGAUAACCUGAUCAUGAUGCUCUUCGAGGAUCUCCGCGCCUACACUUCCUGGCGCUCCCGCCUGCAUAACCUACGUACAACCGGCCAGCAAGUAACGUAUAUCUUCACGCAGGCUGAGUGGGAAUCCCUUGGAGAACUUUCUCUCCGCCUUCACCGCCCGUCUGACGCCAAGGAGGCAUUUGAAUACGCCCUGGCGAUUAGGUUUUCGGCCAAGGCGUGGAUGCGCUUGCUGGAAAUCUACACUGGCAAGUUUGCUGAGAUGCAGAAGAAGGAGGUGGCAAGGUAUGGAGUACCGGUGCCGAUGUCGGUGAAUUCGAGCGAGGCGCUGCUGUUGGCUUUGGAUGCAGUGGUUUGGCUGUCGGUGUAUAAUGAUAGGUGGUAUAACAAUAUGGUUUACCCGAACCCUGUCUGCGAACAUGUCGUGAGCCUCGUUAGGAUACAUGGCUUGAGUAAGGUGCGUAACUCUUUGGUCAGUAUGAACCUUAAGCCCGCAGUGUAUAACCUUGUUAAGGGAUACUUCGAAUUUGCCGAAAAGUUUAACGUCAUUGGAGCACAAUGGUAAUAAAAAAAUUAUAUAAUUUCAAAGUUUUAAUUUUUUAUAUCUUUUUUCAAUUCAUUAAUAUUUUUAUUUUUA